CGCGGGGAGGCGGCCCGGCGGCGAGCUGGCUUCCUCCGGGCCAGUCGCGGGAGCUUAUUUAAUGAAAAGUGCCAUAGACUGAAAAACCAAACAUGAGAGUGGCAGGUGCUGCAAAGUUGGUGGUAGCUGUGGCAGUAUUUUUACUGACAUUUUAUGUUAUAUCUCAAGUAUUUGAAAUAAAAAUGGAUGCAAGUUUAGGAAAUCUAUUUGCAAGGUCAGCAUUGGACACAGCUGCACGUCCUACAAAGCCUCCCAGAUAUAAAUGUGGAAUUACAAAAGCUUGCCCUGAGAAGCAUUUUGCUUUUAAAAUGGCAAGUGGAGCAGCCAAUGUUGUGGGACCCAAAAUCUGCUUGGAAGACAAUGUUUUAAUGAGCGGCGUUAAGAAUAACGUUGGAAGAGGGAUCAAUGUAGCCUUGGUGAACGGAAAAACAGGAGAAGUAUUAGACACUAAAUAUUUUGACAUGUGGGGAGGAGAUGUGGCACCAUUUAUUGAGUUUCUGAAGUCCAUACAAGAUGGAACAAUAGUCCUAAUGGGAACAUAUGAUGAUGGAGCAACCAAGCUCAAUGAUGAGGCACGGCGACUCAUUGCUGAGCUGGGGAGCACAUCUAUAACUAAUCUUGGUUUUAGAGACAACUGGGUCUUCUGUGGUGGGAAAGGCAUUAAGACAAAAAGCCCUUUUGAACAGUAUAUAAAGAACAAUAAGGACACAAACAAAUAUGAAGGAUGGCCUGAGGUUGUAGAGAUGGAAGGCUGUAUCCCCCAGAAGCAAGACUAACGUGGAGAAAAUUGAAGCGCACUUUCACUAUUAACGGGAGAACUAUGAAGAGAGUUGGCGUGUAAAUAUUUUAAGAGCAUGCAACCAUCUCGGUGUAUGCAUGAGCAUUAUCUCUUUGAUAUCAGGAUUAUUUAUUGCUAACGUACAUAGUUAUCUUUGUAAAUAGCUAUAAUGAGCAAAUCACUGAACCAUUUCUAAGCACAUUUCCCUAGUACUACAAGUUUAGAUUGCUCUGGUAACGUUGCCUUGUAAUUCUAAAAGUAUACUCAAUGUAUGAUUGAAAAGAUUGUGAAAAAUGUAUUGAUAUAUAUAUAUAUACACAUACAUAUAUAUACAUACAUGUAUACUGGUUGCUGUGAGAAUCUGUCAUGAAAUAAUAAGGAUUUUAGGGGGGAGACUGUUUCUGGCCUUUGAUAAUAGUGUCUUUAAAUUAAAGAGAUACUUGGCUAGUUUUGUGUAUAAUGUUACUUCACAGUCUUACUCUCCCCCAUACCCCUUUUCUUAGUUUUUCUUUUCUUUUCCCAAGAAACCUAGAAAUAAAAUGAUAGGAAAACGUGUAUCAGAUAUGCAAAAAGCACAACAAAAUUCUUUUUUUAAUGUACACGGUAAAAAUUAAAUAUGUAGAGAUCAAUGUUAUUCAGGAUGAUAACUUGCUGGAUUUUGUGUUUUUAUAAGCUAUUUAGAGUGAGGCUGGAGACUCCACAGAGCUGGGGAACUAGGCAAGUCUCUUCCAAUAUCAGGUCAUUCAGGACAGCCUUGUCAGUAAAUCCAGAGCAAUACUGACAUAUACUUUGCUUAUUUAAAUGUUAUUAGCAAUGACCAUGGAGUUUUGAAGGAGGCACGCUUUAAUAUCACAAUAAAUUUGAUCUGUAAACCAAAAAAUUCUGUAUUUCAUUUAACUUCAUAGAAUCAAUUUUUGCCCAAAGAUAUGAUGACAUAUUUAGAAAAGCCCUAAUUAUUGAGUGGACUUAGGGCAUUAAAAAAUAAGUUUAAUUCACCCAAAUGACUUUCAACACAAUUUUACAUAAAAAUAUAGAAGCAUUAACAUUCUUAUUAAAUGCAGAUAUUUGCUAUUUUUUUUCAGGGCAUUAAAUUACCUAUUUAAUUUCUUAAACGUAAGUAAAUUCAAUGACCUAACUGCCAUUCACAAUAAAAGGCAGCACUUAAAUUUUGAAUCUAAAUUUUAAAUGACUUGUAUAAAAAAAUCUUAAAGCAGUAUUUUUAAUUUUGUGGUAAACCAAGAUGGAAGCUAUUCAACUGUUUCUUAAAUAUUAGUGAACUUUGGGUACUAUUUCUUCUGUCAAACUGAAUGUAAUUCAUGGAUAAUGCACCUAAUACAUUUAAACAGUUUUUGUAAACUUCAGAUUUUGGUGCUUACUAAAUCACAUUCUCAGCAUGUGUAUUUUGGCAUUUAAAAUGCUUCCCUCAAUUCUGUAAAUUAAAAGAAUAAUUUUACAGUUCCAGGGAUUGUGAAAUACUGCAUUUGCAAAAAAUAAUAAUGACAAUAAAUACUCUGUUUUGCAUUGUGAUUUUUUUUUUUUGUGUUAUCUGGCAAAGGAACGUAAUACAGAACUUCAUAUUGAGGUUUGUCAAGCAUUUGUUGUGCUGCCUAACAUGAGAAAUUUGUCAUUUCUGUUGUUAAACACUAACUUCUUCAGGAUAUGUCUGAACAUGUGUAGAAGUUAAGACAGCAGGACCUCCCUUUUUCAAGAUAAAAGCUGUAAAAUGAUGACUUUGUAAAGGUGUAUAAAAUGUCAAAAGAAGGGAUAAAAGUUCUUAUGUAACUGCUUUCGUGCAUUUUGCUUUUGUUUCAGUUCUGUUUUGUAUAGAUUGUGCCAACUUUGGAAGCAAUAAUUUUACUACAUUUCAUUUUCAGAUAUCUUCUAAAAAUCAGCGUUGUAAAGGAAUCAAAUCUUUAAUAUUAAGAAUUUUCUUUAUUAAAAUCAAAAGCUUGGCAUUGACACUUUGGUAUUUUAAUUGGUGUUUAAGGAUGUAUGAAUGAGUAUUUUUAAUUUGUAAUCAUGGAUGCUUUCCCAGAGCAAGUGUAUUGUGAUAUGCCUGUUAAGAGUAAACGAAGACAGGAAAAUAUGUGAUAUUUGGGUAAUUAAAGAAAAUGUGGACUAGAGUCUUUAUAUUCCUGACUUUAAUUUGAUUAAAAUUUAUCAUUAUUUCUGUAUUUUG
Molecule: messenger RNA, 2957 nt
Organism: Talpa occidentalis (Iberian mole)
Lineage: Eukaryota; Metazoa; Chordata; Mammalia; Eulipotyphla; Talpidae
Gene: FAM3C
Product: FAM3 metabolism regulating signaling molecule C
Exons: 10
Coding region: 93-776 (227 amino acids)
Source: RefSeq, a predicted model, not a curated record